Amaranthus tricolor (Joseph's coat) is the source of this 2996-nucleotide messenger RNA. RefSeq names its product protein transport protein SEC23 G. The transcript is spliced from 4 exons. Lineage: Eukaryota; Viridiplantae; Streptophyta; Magnoliopsida; Caryophyllales; Amaranthaceae. The record is from RefSeq and is a predicted model, not a curated record. Gene Ontology annotation, cellular component: COPII vesicle coat; endoplasmic reticulum exit site. Gene Ontology annotation, biological process: COPII-coated vesicle cargo loading; COPII-coated vesicle budding; endoplasmic reticulum to Golgi vesicle-mediated transport. Bases 176 to 2482 code for a protein of 768 amino acids. Gene Ontology annotation, molecular function: zinc ion binding; GTPase activator activity.
AGGCACCAUAAUAGGUUGUUUUGUUAACCGAAGCACCUCUCUCUGGUUCUCACUCUCAAAACCUCCACCCACUCCACUUUUCUCAUCACCAUUCUCCCCUGAUUCAUCGAUUUCGUACAUUCGAUCAAUCCCCAUCUUAAUCUAAAAAAACCCAUUAAAUUAAACCUAAAAAGCUAUGGACUUUAUAGAAUUAGAAGGAAUUGAAGGUCUAAGAUGGUCAUGGAAUUCAUGGCCAACUUCAAAAUCAGAAGCAAAUUCUUUGGUAAUCCCACUUUCUAUUAUGUGUACUCCUUUAUCUUUGAUGCAAUCAUCUGAAUUGCCUGUGCUUGCAUAUGAACCUUUAAUCUGUAUCUCUUGUGAAGCAGUAUUAAACCCAUAUGCUCGUGUAGAUUAUCAAUCAAAGAUUUGGCAUUGCCCUUUUUGUCAUCAUAAAAAUGGGUUCCCUAAAUCUUAUUCUGGGAUUGGUGAAAAUAAUCUUCCUGCUGAAUUAUUUCCUACUUAUAGUGCUGUUGAGUAUCAUUAUAAUUCAGGGGGGAAUAGUAAUAAUAAUGGGUUGUCUUCAGCGAGCUCCAAUUUGCUGGCAGCGGCGGCUGAGGCGAAAGUGGGGCCUGCGUUUGUGUUUGUGGUGGAUGUUUGUACACCUGAGGAAGAUCUUAGAGCACUUAAGAAAGAGUUGUUGCUUGCUGUUUCGCAGUUGCCGGAAAAUGUGGUUUUGGGAUUGGUUAGUUUUGAUUCAAUGGUGAAAGUUCAUGAUUUGAGUUAUGGUGAGUGUAAUAGGGUUGUGCUUUUCCAUGGUCAAAGGGAUCUUACUUCUACUCAGAUUCAAAAAUUCCUUCGAUUUCAAAGCAUGAAACAACCUUAUCUUGGAAAGGCAGCGGCUGUCCAAAAACAAGGUUUUCUGCUGCCAGUGUCAGAAUGUGAGUUUAAUUUCACGUCAGCGAUUGAAGAGCUUUGUUCUUCAGGAGUGGUUGUGUCUGGUCAUCGACCUUUGAGGGCCACUGGAACAGCUAUAUCUGUUGCCGUUGGACUUAUAGAAGGAUGUAUGAUGAGAACAGGUUCUAGGAUCAUGGUCUUUACAUCUGGGCCAGCAACUAUUGGCCCUGGAAUUGUAGUGGGGUCUGAUUGUAAUUAUUCGAUAAGAAAUCACCGAGACUUGAUUAAUGGUCAUGCACCCUUUUUUGACAAGUCGUGUAGUUUUUAUAAAAAAAUAUCCCAGCGUUUAUGCGAUGCAUCCAUAGUUCUUGAUCUGUUUGCUUGUUCUUUGGAUCAAGUGGGAGCAGCAGAGCUAAAAGCUCCUGUUGAGAGCUCGGGUGGUUUUAUGAUGCUUGGGGAAUUAUUUGAGUCAGAGCAGUUUCGGAAAUGUCUGUGCCACCUAUUCAAAUGUGACAACAAUGGAAAUCUGACGAUGUGUUUUGAUGCAUCUAUAGAAGUGGUUACAACUAAAGAUGUCAAAGUUUGUGGGGCCCUUGGUCCAUGUGUGUCACUUCGGAGGAAGAAUGCUCUAGUGAGUGACAAUGAGAUAGGGGAAGGUUCUACUAAUGCUUGGAAGUUGUGUUCUCUUACAAAUAAGACAAGCAUUGCAUUUUUCUUUGAAGUCAAUGACUGUCAGAGAGUUGAACCUGGUUCAGCGUUUUUUAUUCAGUUUAUUACUCGGUAUAGAUACGGAGCAAGUGGGAUUCGGAGAAGGGUGACAACAGUAGCUAGAAGGUGGGUGGGCAAGAAUUCGCCCGAGAUUUCUGCUGGAUUCGAUCAAGAAGCUGCAGCCACAAUCAUGGGUAGGCUUGCUAUUUACAGAGCAGAGAGACAUUAUGUUAGAGAUGUAAUCAGGUGGCUGGAUGAUAAUUUGAUACGAUUUGCUUCCCUGUUUGGAGACUACAUCCAGGAAGACCCAUCUUCUUUUCGCCUUUCAUCGAACUUCUCUUUGUACCCACAAUUUAUGUAUUAUCUAAGAAGAUCUCAGUUUAUUAAUGUAUUUAAUAGCUCACCAGACGAGACAGCUUUCUUUAGACUGAUGUUGAAUCGCGAAGGGGUGGUGGGUUCUCUUAUCAUGAUUCAACCAACACUUUUCCAAUAUUCAUUUGACGGUCCACCUAUUCCGGUCCUCUUAGAUAUUUGCUCGGUGUCUCCUGAUGUUAUUUUGCUUUUUGAUUCAUACUUCUAUGUGGUCAUCCACUAUGGGUCAAAGGUUGCGCAAUGGCGGAAACUUGGCUACCACAAGGACCCAAGCCACGAGACUUUUAAAAAGUUGUUGGAAGCUCCUGAGGUGGAUGCAGAACAACUUGUUGCUGAACGUAUGCCCGUUCCUAAAGUCAUCAAAUGUGAUCAGCAUAGUAGUCAGGCUAGAUUUCUUCUUGCCAAGUUGAACCCUUCAGUUACCCAUAAUUCAAGGUAUGCUGCUGAAGGUUCAGAAAUUAUACUCACCGAUGAUGUUAGCUUGCAAGUUUUCAUGGAUCACUUACAAGAGUUGGCAGUGCAAGGAUGAUGACGAGUUCACAUGUAUCAGAGCUAUGGUUGUAUCAAGUGAGGGUGAAGGCUAUGCGCUCUUGCCGAAUUACUAUGAAAGAUGAUCUAUAAUUCACGUGAUUCAACGCGUUAGUGCUCAUCUUGCUUAUCUGGUGAUACUCUUGAGUCUCGACCCAAGGUUGUGUACGCAAGAGAUAGCAUGUGUUGUAACUUCGAGCAAUGGGUUUUCUCCAGUUCAAAGAUGCUUUGCCGUCCAUUGUUAAGGGGCAGUUUAUGAUUGAUACUUGGUAGUCUUAAAACUCCAAAGAAUCUGAACAUUGGAUUGCUGGAAUUAGAAAUUAGAGAUGAUGUAUUUUUAAAUGUAAAUGUAUCAGUAUUCUUUGUUCGAUCAUCAAUGUACAGUGCGAUACAUAGAAAAGCUUACGGAAUCAGGAAACUGGUGAUACUCAAAUUUUUCCGGAGAUUUUCGUCUAGUUUUUUGGCCAAAGUGCAACAAAUUUGCUUAUUUUUUUGGGUAACUUGUGAUUUUUAAA